CCCUCCCUCCUUCUCUCUCUCUCUCUCCUAUCUCCCUCUUCUUAUCCCUCUCUCCCUCCCCUCUCCUGACCCCUACCUGGCACCCUUACCCCCGAGGACGUACCCCGUUGGCACCCUCCCCAGGCACUCCCACGUGGCACCAUGACUGUCACUUACACCCACGAGGUCGCUGACUGCAAGGGAUUCGGAAAUUUUUGGCGUCUGCUCUUCAGGACAACAGAGGGCGUCUCAUGCGUAGAACUAUCAUGCGUUACGUAAAUCUAACGUUUACGCUAACGUUGACGAUGAUCACGCCGCGAGCCAAGAAACGUUUCCCGACCUUGGAGCAUUUGGUGGAUUCUGGCCUGAUGACCGCCGGCGAGCGCAAGAUCCUGGAGGCCAUCCAGGACAAGGCGCCCCACCCGGUCUACUACCUCCCCCUGGUGUGGGCGGGCGGGGUGGUGUCCCGGGCGAGGAAGGAGGGCCGGAUCCGGGACGACUUCGCCCUCAAGACCAUCAUCGGGAUAAACCGACUCCGAGGACUAUGCGGAGGGCUGCUCAGCUACGACUGGAUCAGCAUCCCUCUGGUGUACACGCAGGUCGUCACCCUGGCCGUGUACUCCUUCUUUCUGGCAACACUGAUGGGCCGCCAAUUCCUUGACCCGGCCAUGAAUUAUCCGAACAACACCAUCGAUUUUUACUUCCCUGUGUUCACCCUGCUGCAGUUUUUCUUCUACAUGGGGUGGCUCAAGGUCGCCGAGACACUGGUCAACCCUUUUGGCGAGGAUGACGACGACUUUGAGGUCAACUGGCUCAUUGAUCGUAAUAUUCAGGUCUCCUUCUGAUCGUGGACGAGAUGCACAACGAGCACCGCCGAACUCGUCCAGGACAUGUACUGGGACGACGUGUACCCGCAGGAGCUCCCCUACACCUUCGCCUCCGAGCAGUACCGCCGGGAGCCGCCCAUGGGGAGCACGGCGAACUUCGAGAUCCCGGAGGCCGAGCAGGAGAUCCUCCCC
Molecule: messenger RNA, 998 nt
Organism: Penaeus vannamei (Pacific white shrimp)
Lineage: Eukaryota; Metazoa; Arthropoda; Malacostraca; Decapoda; Penaeidae
Source: RefSeq, a predicted model, not a curated record